Messenger RNA from Exophiala oligosperma, 2236 nucleotides. RefSeq lists its product as uncharacterized. The transcript is spliced from 5 exons. NCBI's taxonomy places the organism in Eukaryota, Fungi, Ascomycota, Eurotiomycetes, Chaetothyriales, Herpotrichiellaceae. The record is from RefSeq and is a predicted model, not a curated record. Gene Ontology annotation, molecular function: zinc ion binding; DNA-binding transcription factor activity, RNA polymerase II-specific. Gene Ontology annotation, biological process: regulation of DNA-templated transcription. The coding region runs from base 1 to 2094 and encodes 697 amino acids.
AUGUCAUCGCAAAAGACUCGUGACGAGCUUUGCGACUGGGUCGUGCUCUUGGAGUCAGAUCCGAAUAUUGACCGCCGAAAAUGGUCGCGUCAAGUGCUCAUGCAAAUCCUAUCACUAGGCGGACCUCGGACGGGCACCUUGAGCAAUGGCUUCGGCCUACAAAGUCCUUGGCAUACCUUCGUACCCCUUUGCGAGCAUUGCCACCAAUUGUCGCGAUGCCGACAUGUGGCUAGAAGCAAUGGAUGCCACAAUAUAACCCAAACAGCCGACGGCCAGGCUUCACACAAUGCGAACUUCGACCAGUUGCUGGGUCACGUAGGGGCGACAACCGACGCUCCAAACAACCAAACCAAGGCAGCUUAUCCGGAGGCCAAAGUGGCACUCGUCGAGCGCGAUGAAGAGAAGUGGCUGAAGAGUAUCCAGAUGCUGUUCAGCGAAGCCUUGAAGCCCGUUGGGAGUAAGAGAACGCAUUGUUCUCGGGACCAACCCCUUGUGAGUGAGGAAGAUGGUGAAAUUCCGGCGAUCGAAGGGUUGCGCCGGCUGCCGUGCUCGGCGGCGAAAGGUAAGAUGGUCCCCUCGUGCUUCGAUCAAGCCUCAUCCAAGGCGCAUCACAUACCCCAACAAUGCGACGAGAACAGACCAAGCUGUGGACUUUGCGCUCAAAGAGGGGUGGAAUGUGUCUACAACGACGGGCUGAGUUUUAUAUUCGCAAACUUCGACUCCCAGUCAACAACGCUAGGCCGGACCCCUAUGGCUGUAUCUAGGCAGAAGAGCCCUGUGCGCGAAACGCUUCCUGCUUCGCCAGUAGAUCUGCCACAGCCUUGCCUCGUCACAUCUCAUUGUCUUCAGAUCCACGGCGCUUUCCUUGGCAUCUAUCUGCCGCAGUCUUGCACAGCAGUCAAUCCUUCUCCAGCGGUCACCACCGGCUGGCUCCGUGCAGCAUACGAGCUUUCUAGUACUGACCAACUACUGUCUGAUGCCUUCAGUGCACUAUCGAUCCAGUGUCUCGGGCGUCAUGAUGAUCUCGAAGGCAAGAGGCGUAGUCAGAUGCUUCGCGGUCGGGUCAUGCGUAACUUGUCCAGAAGGAUAGGCAGUGGAUCACGGGCGCUCGAAGACACGACUCUGGCCUGUGUGAUGAUGCUUAAUUUUGUUGAGUCUCAAAGCGCCAAUAGCAAAGGCGCUUCAGGGUGGCUGUUUCACGCGCAGGGCGUGUCUGCGUUGAUCAAGGCUCGAGGAGCGAAGAAUCAUGAAUCAGGUUUUGGUCAACAGCUGUUCCUAGGUUCGAGGUUGAUGGAUCUCGUUGGUGCAAUUGGUACGCGCAAAGCGACAGAGACGCUGCAUCACCUUUGUUCAAUACCAUCACUAGAUCCACGGUGCGAGCUUACUCAACUAUUUGACAUCCUACACGCCCUUCCAUCGACUCUCGAAAAACUCGACAUUGUCGUAGGGCUGACAUCAGAGGGACGUUUGGAAGAAGUCAAAGCGACAACCCACGGUCUGAUCGAGACUUGCCACAAUCUGAUAAUACGGCUCGGAGACUGGCGCAACUUGCUUGACGUCCAUAAUGCUGAUGCCGGCAACGGGCAACUAGUUUGGGAAGAACCAUCCGACUUAUACCGAUCUCUACCGGUCGACAGCCCUUUACGAAUCUUUCCAACGUAUUUCUGCUUUCCCAAUCUCGACAUCGCGCAGCAAAUCUUGCUUUAUAUGGUUGGGAAAGUCUUUCUAUGGACGGUCAUAUUCGCCAUGGAAGAUGUGCUGGAAGGUAUGCUGCCUCAACACCAGACAAGCAGUUGCACACGAACGAGAUCAAGCGGCGCGGAAGCCUCGCAUGAGUGUCGUCUCUUAGCUAUUCAGGUGGCACAGUCUUUUGAAUACUUUGUCAGGCCUGACAUGGGCUUGACUGCGAUAGACCUUUUCGGCUUUCCUGUAAGUUUUAUAUGUAACUGGCUGACCGAACGGGCUGUACCAGAGAGAUUGUGGUUCCGAGUUCUCUUUAAUCGCCUCCGCACCAUGAACCCUGGCUACACCGCGUUCCUCGAAUCUGCAACAAAGCUCCAUGGUGAAUGCGAUAUUUUCGAACUCCUACAGUGACAGAUACAAGUUGGAUCAUGUACGAGGCCGUUGAGCGGUCUAAUGACACCAUUGGACAAAGCUGUCCAAGAAUCAUGUAGAGAGCUCGGUGGCCGCUUGCAAGCCUGUCAAUACACCAACGAAUUGUCAUAUGCUGGUAGUC